AAUUAUUUAGUGAGAUUUUAAUAAUCUUAAUUUUAUGAUAAGUAGUACGCUAGUCGAGUAAUUAAUUUCUUUGCUUGCUAUAUUAAGAUGUUACAAAUCUUUAUUCAACAAAAAUUUUGCUUACAGCAUCAGUUCUUGCGCUAAACAGAUGUGAUUAAAAACUUAUAUUGAUACGGAUUAAAUUGAUAUAAUGUACAUAAAAAAUUAUAUUUUUUUGAAAAGUGUCAAUCUAAAGAACAUAUAGGUAAUCGAAUCAUGUAUUGUAAUAUUGUAGAGAAUGUUCUCAAAGAGGAUGAACCCCAAGAAGGUAGAGCAAAGCGAAGUAUUCUUUUCAAUUGUCGAGAGUAUUUAGCUACCCAUCAGGAAUCUUACGGCACACCACGUACCGAAUAUUCCUUCGCUGCUUUGAUCGUAGUAAUGGCUCAGGCUACGGUACGAUCUCUGUUGGCACUGAUAUACGUGAUCGUUAAUAUCGUUCCCGUUAUCCAGAUGUUUUCCUUCAUAUUGAGAUUCGUAUUGGAUAAGAUAAUCGAUAUUCGCAGGACUAAGAAUGUUCAGCAAAUAACUGUGAAACUCACGAUUUUCGUCGUACAACUACUCAGCGUGUACGUUUGCCUUAUAUUUAUAUUUGGCUUCAUCGUUUUGCCGAUCAUACAAAUGGCAAUUGCUAUUGUAACUAAAUUCGUAGUGCGCAAUUAAAUUUCAGCAUUGUAAAAUGCGAAUAAAAUCAUGACGGCGCUAUCGUUACAAAAAUUUUUAAAUCUUUCUUUGUACAAAUUUUCGAGCAUGCACGAUAAUUUAUAAUAUAGUUAAUAAUUUCUUUGUGACACCUGUCUGGUAUGAUAAAAUUCGCAAAUUAGUUUGAGAAUAUUGAAUAGAAGGCAACCCAGGAAACAAUCU
Temnothorax curvispinosus is the source of this 900-nucleotide messenger RNA. RefSeq lists its product as uncharacterized. NCBI's taxonomy places the organism in Eukaryota, Metazoa, Arthropoda, Insecta, Hymenoptera, Formicidae. The record is from RefSeq and is a predicted model, not a curated record. The coding region runs from base 256 to 699 and encodes 147 amino acids. The transcript is spliced from 2 exons.